CAGGACUCAGAGGCUCCAAUAGAAUGAUUUGUGCUAAUUUACUAUUCAUAUAGAAGUAUAAUAUAAGUGGAAAUCAUGUGUGUACAAAAUAUUGAUUUAAUAAUACUCACGUAGAAUCGAAAGUCCACAAACUUUAGUUUAUUUUAUUGUUAUCCAUGAUUCCCCUAUUUCGCCAAUAAAUACAGUCACAGACAUGCGUAGAUUGUAAUGCCACAGCUUAUAAUAGUAAAGGAGGAGGACAUGGCUGGGUCAGUUAGUAAAGAGUGCAUGACAAGUCUUGUAGUGUUGUUGUUCUUCAUCUCCUCAUCGUCCGCUGAAGAAGAAGGCUACGUUUGCCUCUCAAACCUCCAAAAGUGCAACACUUUCGCCAUUCUCAGAGCCAGUUCCCUCUCCAGCCAUCUGGGUCAUGAUCAGUUACGGUUUAUCCCCAUCGACUGCAGAUGUAAUGGAAGGAUCUUCGAGGCCCAUCUCUUCAAAUCUUGCGUUAAAGGCGACACCUUUCGCUCCGUCUCUGCAUCUCUGCAAGGCUUGACCACGUGCCUAUCUAUAAGAGAGAAGAAUCCACAAGUCUCCGAGGACAGCCUCGACGAGAACGUUAAGUUGCGUCUGGCGAUCAGGUGUUCUUGUCCAGAAGAAGGCGUUUCAAACGCCAGACUUCUCGUUACUUAUCCCGUGAGUGACGGCGACAGCGUUUCAAGCCUGGCGGUUCAGUUCAACACAACAGAGGAUGCUAUCCUCUCUGCGAACAACAAAUCUGGAGUGGUUCCGCUCACUCCUGCUCUCAUACCUCUUGACCACAAACCGGUUCUCGAUUCGCUGCCUAGACCGGGAAAAUCCGUAUCACAGAACGCAACGCUCGAGAAUCGCCAGAAGAAGACAUCGUCUAAGAAAAAACGGUCAAAGAUGAAACUCAUGAUCGCUGUGAGCAGCGCGAUUGCUGGAGUUUGCGUUCUCAUCACUCUCAUGGUGUUGGGUUACUUACACUGGAAGAAAGAGACGCGGCUGCAAACGCAAAGCUGGAUUAGCAAUAAAGAUCCCGAGACGCGGCAGCUGAGUCUGAGCAUCCGAACCACCAGUGACAAGAAAAUCUCGUUUGAAGGGUCACAGGACGGUUCGGUUUUGGAUUCUCAGAACACCGUCGGCACAACUACGCCGCGAAAGCCCGUUCUGGAGAUUUACGCUUUCCAAGAGUUGGAGAAAGCCACUGAGAAUUUCAGCUCAAGCAAUCACAUCAAAGGCUCGGUUUAUUUCGGUUCGCUCAAGGGCAAGGACUUGGCUAUAAAGCAAGUGAGUGCAGAUGCUAUGAAAAGAUUCGAUUUUGGGAUUCUCAACGAUCAAUCACACUACUACAAUCACAACCUGAUUAGGGUUCUUGGGACAUGUUUCAGAGAAACCCACCAGGGUUCUUAUCUGGUUUUCGAGUACGCAAAGAAUGGGUCUCUGUGGGACUGGCUUCAGAACAAACUGGCGAUCAAGAAUCAGUUCAUCGAGUCUUGUUACUGUUUCUUGGCAUGGAAACAGAGGAUCAAGAUCUGUCAUGAUGUCGCCAUCGCGUUAAAGUAUAUGCAUCGGAUAAACUACGUUCACGGCAGCAUCAAGAGCAGAAACAUCUUCUUGAAUGAAGAUCUUAGGGGUAAAGUCGGGAACUUUGGGAUGUCAAAGUGCGCAAGGGAUGAAUUAGCGGCCGAGGAGAACAUUCUAGAAGGUUCCAAGUCUCCAGCUACCGACGUUUUCGCUUACGGGAUUAUCGUCAUGGAGGUUUUGUCAGGACAAACCCCAGAGAUGUUGCUUGGAUCGCAAGGACCAGAGACGUCGCUUGGGACACAAGAAGCCUGUGUUCCCGAAUGGAAGAGGCUGAGAAGGGUUCUCGGGGAGAAGGAAAUGCUGAGGGAAGUGAUGGAUAGCACAUUGGGAGAGAGCUAUUCAGCUGACUCCGCGUAUGAAAUGGCAAGUAUUGCAAGAGACUGUACAGCAGAAGAACCCGAGUUAAGGCCGAGCGCGGCUGAGGUUGCAGAGAGGGUUUCGAGAUUGGUGGAUGACGACGAUGAAGACCACGAAGAUGAAGCGGUAAUAGAGAGAGAGCAUACCUUGAUUUCAGAGAGUUCUUACAAGCCUUUGGUAAAGAAGGCUAGUACAGAUGAUGAAUGAUAUAUAUAGCUAGGGGGUUGUAACUUUAUAUAUAUAAAAUAUAUAUACAUAUGAAUAUUAUUGCAUCAUGACCCUAAACUCGUCAAAGUUAAUGAUUCCAUCCCUAUUAAUAUCAAACUGGGAAAUCAUAACCUCGCAUUCUUGAAGGCUCUUGGACUCAUUCAACAAACUUAGCAUCCUCUUCAAACUUUUAGGUGUGAUGCCGCCUUCACUCUCUUGAUACAUCUUGAAAGCUUGCUUCAAGUCCUUCUCCUUCUCAGCCUCCUCUCCUUCUUCCACCAGCUUCACGAAUUCCUCGAGUUCCAAGGAUUUAUCAUCCGUCGUCUCUUGUGGUACGACCGCCUUUUUCCCGGACUUAAUAGCAUCCACGCAUCUCUCGAUGGUGGAAACAGAAACCUUGCCUUCUUGGGACUUGUCAAAGCAACUAAACACCCUUUGAUACUCUUCGCGUUUGUUCAUAGAAAGACUUGAGAGAAGAAAAAAGGAUACGAAGACUAUGUCUAUCGUCUUUCGUUGGAACUUUUGGCAACAGAAAUGUGGAAUACUUAUAUAGAAAGAAGAUGGACCAGAGACGUUUGAAAAAUAAAAAAAGUUCAUUUCAGUAUUGGACGUCGUACGUGUAUAAAUGCGGACUUGUUAAUUUCUUUACGGCGC
This is a messenger RNA of Thlaspi arvense, 2802 nucleotides long. Lineage: Eukaryota; Viridiplantae; Streptophyta; Magnoliopsida; Brassicales; Brassicaceae. The record is from the annotation of a GenBank genome assembly.